This is a messenger RNA of Nilaparvata lugens (brown planthopper), 1234 nucleotides long. RefSeq names its product dynein regulatory complex protein 1. Lineage: Eukaryota; Metazoa; Arthropoda; Insecta; Hemiptera; Delphacidae. The record is from RefSeq and is a predicted model, not a curated record. The transcript has 6 exons. Gene Ontology annotation, cellular component: axonemal dynein complex; axoneme. Gene Ontology annotation, biological process: regulation of cilium movement; cilium-dependent cell motility; axonemal dynein complex assembly. The coding region runs from base 212 to 1234 and encodes 340 amino acids.
CAUUCUGAUAGAGAAGCUCUCUGAUAUAUGUUAUCUGUCAACUCACCUUCCAAAUUGUCAGUUACAUUACGCUGUGGGUACUUUACAAAUCUGACCUGUGUGAAUUAAAGUUAGCGAUAGGCCACCUCCUAUUUCAAACAGUUAUUUUUAGUGUAAUAUAAAAAAGGAUUUUGAUUUUUUAAGUUAUAAUUGAGAGAGAAAUUUAUCAGUUAUGGGAGAUCCCACUCCACCACUGGAUCAGUCCGGUCUUAUUAUUGAUGGUGAACCUAAUAUUUGUUCAGAUAACGCAGAAGAAAGGCAAUUGGCCAGAAGAUUGAGAAUUCAAAGACGACUUAGUGCUACAAGAAAACGGCAAGAUGAAGAUUCUGACUCGAAGGAACGCAGUAUAUCGGGUAAAGCUACCCAACAAAAAACACAAUUGGAAUCACAAGUUGAAAGUUGCAAUAAUGAUGUCUUUGAGAUUAUUGACGAGGGAGUUGAAGCGGUAACCAACAUAAAAAUUGCUGGGAAUGCUCAUGAAGUGCAAAAGAGAGAAGAAGAUAGAUUAGCAAGGGAAGAAAGAAUCAAAUAUUUGGAAAAGGAGGCCGAAAUAGCAGAUGAAAAAUAUCAAGAGAUCAACAAGAAAUGGGAAGAAAUUGCUAAGUUCAAUGAUCCUCUAGAUCUCUUUGAAGAAACUGAACGACAAAAAGAUAAAUGCAGACAGCUUCUUGACAAGAAAGAUGUUGUCAUAAAAAGAUUGCAAGAAGAGUUGAAAAUGGCUGAAUUAAGAUUUAUAAAGGAUCAGGAAAAGCAGAGUGCAGAUAUGAAUCUCCUUGUCUUCAGAAUCAAUGAGCAGAUAAAAAUUAUGCGUAAAGUUGUAAAAAAUCAGAUUGCUCUGAUCGAGGAUGGUAUUGAAACUGAACGACUUGAAGCAAUACAGACUUUCAAUAAAAAAUGGGAAGGUCUAAAUAGACAAAGAGAAAAAGAACAAGUAAACAAUCUGAAUUCAAAACUCAAUUCACUUGAGGAGCAUAAUCAAGAAAUGAAGAGAAUAAUGCUUGUUCACCAAGAAAAGUUUAGAGAUUCAAAGAUAAAUCUUGAGGAAAAUAUACAGCUACUGCAGAGAGAAGUAGAAUCAGUUAAAGCAGUUUGUUUAUUGAACAGAGAAAAAGUUGACUAUAAUUAUCAAGUGUUGAAGAAGAGAGACGAUUUAAAUAUUCUCCAGGCUAUUCCUAUAAAUAUAUCAAUAAUAUGA